CGACUCCCCGCCGCAGCCAACGGCAGGUCCCAACCUCCGCCCGCCGCGGCUUCCGCACGUCCCCGCCCCGCUUUCCUACCGGCUCUUCGUGGCGUCCCGGGUCUGUCAGCCACCGCACUGUCCUCUAUGUCUCUGUCGCCUCUUUCUCCACUUUCCGUGGCCUGUGACCGUGUCCGCAGUCUCGCUCUCCUGCCUCGGUGUCCCCAGCCUUGGGCAUUCUCCCGGACGUCGGUAUCCGGGACGUGAAGGCUUGGCCUCGCGGCCAGCUCUGCCCCGAGCGAAGGAGGAGCCGGGACCCCACGCAGAGGUCAUGGAAGAAAUGACAUCGUGCUCCUUCAACCGUCCUCUGUUCCAGCAGGAAGACAAGAGAGGGGUCACCUACCGGAUCCCAGCCCUGCUCUAUAUCCCCCCCACCCGCACUUUCCUGGCCUUUGCAGAGAAGCGCUCCACGAGCAGGGACGAGGAUGCACUCCACCUGGUGCUGAGGCGAGGGGUGAGGACUGGGCACUCAGUACAGUGGGAGCCCAUGAAGCCAUUAAUGGAAGCCACGUUACCUGGGCAUCGGACCAUGAACCCCUGUCCUGUGUGGGAGCGGAAGAAUGGCCUCGUGUACCUAUUCUUCAUCUGUGUGCGGGGCCACGUCACUGAGUGUCAACAGAUCGUAUCGGGCAGGAAUGCUGCCCGCCUCUGCUUCAUCUGCAGUCAGGAUUCUGGCUGUUCGUGGAGUGAGGUGAGGGACCUGACCGAGGAGGUCAUUGGCCCGGAUGUGGCGCACUGGGCCACAUUUGCUGUGGGCCCAGGGCAUGGCAUCCAGCUGCAGUCGGGGAGGCUGGUCAUCCCUGCAUACACCUACUACAUCCCUUACCGGUUCUUUUGCUUUCGGUUCCUUUACAAAGCCAGGCCUCAUUCCCUGAUGAUCUACAGUGAUGACCUAGGAGCCACAUGGCACCAUGGCAGGCUUAUUAAGCCCACGGUGACAGUGGAGUGCCAAGUGGCAGAGGUGACCAGUAGGGCUGGUCAACCUGUGCUAUACUGUAGUGCCCGGACACCAAACAGGUGUCGGGCGGAGGCGCUCAGCACUGACCAUGGUGAAUGCUUUCAGAGUCCAGCCCUGAACCAACAGCUCUGUGAGCCUCCGCAUGGCUGCCAAGGCAGCGUGGUGAGUUUCCAGCCCCUGGAGAUCCCAAGUGGGCACCAGGACCCUGCUGGCAAGGACGUUCCUACCGUUCAACAGAGCCCUCUGCUGGGCAGUUCAUGGAGGCCAGAGAGGGGAGCUGGAACCCUGUCAGAAUCAUGGCUCUUGUACUCACACCCAACCAGUAAGAAACGGAGGGUCAACCUGGGCAUCUACCUCAACCAGAGCCCCUCGGAGGCUGCCUGCUGGUCCCGCCCCUGGAUUUUGCACUGUGGGCCCUGUGGUUACUCUGAUUUGGCUGCCCUGGAGAAGGAAGGUUUGUUUGGGUGUUUGUUUGAAUGUGGGGCCAAGCAGGAGUGUGAGCAGAUUGCCUUCCGCCUGUUUACAGACCGAGAGAUCCUGAGCCAUGUGCGGGGGGACUGCACCAGCCCUGACAGGAACUCUGAGCCAGCUCAAAGCUAAUUGGCUUAGGACCCAACUGUCGUUAGAAGGAUUGCCCUGGGAGGCAACCACUGCCAGGACAGUGGAAGCCAGGAUAGCAGAGGUUACCGAAGUCCACAAGGAAUCCAAAAAUGUAAUACUCUGCUCCCGACCAUUCUUCACUUCUCCUCCAAAGAGCAAAAUGAAAAUCAUGCCAUAGCUCCUGCAGUGGGAAGAGCACUGGACGGUGGGUUGAGAGACCAUGAUGUAGUUCUGGCUCUGUCACUGGCUUGCUCUGGGACUUUGGACAUGUCACCUGAACUCUCUGGGCCUCAGGUCUCCAUCUGUAGAAUGAGAGGCUUGGUUCUGGGAUUUUUUUACUUCUUCCCAUUCCUAGGAGAGGCCCAGGGCCUGCAUGCUCCCUGAUCAGCAAGUCCUGGCUGCAUAUGGGACUCUGAUCUCAAAAUGGAAGUCCAGUGACUCAGCUUUUCCAAUGGCUUGCCACUUAUCCAAGCAUGAAGUUACAAGCAGAUGUCCCGGCACAAAGGAAGGUCCAGAUGGACUGUCCUGUUUUUAAUAACAAAACACCCACACCCUUCUAAUCAUGCUCAGAGCUCUCCAGGCUCUCUAGAGAAGCUGGACAGAACAGUAGAAUCAUGAGGUCACCUAUGUUCUCCAGCUUUGCAGCUCUGCUCAAGCUUCCCUGCCUCAGCCCGCAAGCAUUCUCUCCGACAGAGAAAAUGAGAAGCUCAGUGUCCCAGUGGUCCUUGAUAGUGGUACUUCUGGACUCUGAUGGCAUGACUCCUAUGAAAGAUGAACUGGAAGUUCAUUUAUUAGGACAGUUCUUAAUGGGAAAAGGACAUUCGUUAGGACUGUAAAGCACUGGACAAAACUUCCCACGGUCUCUGCCCUCGAGGAGCUCACAGGUGGUAGGGUUGGAAGAGGAAGAAGAUAAAUGCAACUGGUGGGGCAGUUUGUAGAUGCUGGGCUCUAAGUUAGGAGUGAUGGUAGCUCCUAAUGUCAUUAUCUUAGUUGCAUCUUCCUUGGUUCCUGGAGGCAUCUGCCCCGGGCUUGUCCACGCUGCUGGGUUUCUCAGUUUGUUUUUUCCAGGGUGCUGUCUGGGCCCAUCAGGAAGCUCUCCAGACUCCCAAACCUCUGCAUCAGGCCUGUGUGUUUGGAUCUACCAAAAUCACUGAUGGGGAAGGAGGGAAUGCUUCUCUGUCUGGGGCUGAACUUUGCCAGAGCCGGGUCUCUCAGAUGACAGCAGAUGGCUGCUCUUAUUUUAGGUCGUUUCCCCCCUCGCCUGUUACUGUGACAGACAUUUCUAUCAUGAGAGAUUUCUUUUUUGUCCCUGUUUUGGGUGGGUAUUGCCCUAAACAGGUGCCAGGUGCAUAUAUUUGGGUGCUGGGUAAUGAUCCUGGAGAGCAGGUUUGAGUCAUGACACACAGCCUAGGGGGCCAGGGGUUGCAGACACACCAGUCAGAUGGCAGAAAGUCCUACGGCAUGAAAGGAGAGAUUAACUUCACCUACUUCUGCAUAUGGCUUAAGCCCAGGGCUUAAUGUGGCUUUUAAAAAUCCCCCCAGCCUCCCAUACAUGUGCCAAAGUUAUCUUCCCAAUACCUGGUUAUGAUCAUUCAUUUACUCAUUUGUAUGUUUAUCUAACUAUUUCUCCAGUUGGGUGCCUGUGCAUAAUGUGAGGUCCUUUCUGUUGCCAUUCCCUGGUUGAAAAGCAAUAGCUCCACCUGGCCGGCUGAAGGGUGUUUACAUUUAGCCUGGCAUGUGGGACCUUCAGCAGGUGGGAGAAAUGGUGACUAGUCAUCUCUACUUCUCUAUGUGAAGCCGCCGUCAGAGAGGACCUCUGUCAAGUUGGCAAGUGGAGAGGGGUUGGGCUCCGGGAGUGGGCAGAGUCGGGGGUACAGGUAGGAACUGGGGAGGGGAGAGAGUUGAAAGGGAGGCCCCCUCCUCUGAGUAGUAGCAACUCCUCCGUCAGCACAGCUUUCCUGAGCAUACCUCAAGUAGACAGGAAUGGGGAGGUGGCUAAGUUAUACAGCCAGAGUUGAGGGUGGAGAAGAUAACAUGGGACUCCUUCGGGACCAUCCAAAAAGGGAGUCAAGGAAGGGAGCCAAGUCUAAUGCCACUGAGGACCACAGAUGUCCAGUUGUCCUAAGAUAUCUCAUCCAUCUUUCAGUUGCCUCUUUCUUCUUCCUCUUUGCCUCAUGUUUGCUUCUCCUUGAAGACUAGCAGUGAAACUUUUUUUGUAUGUGUCCUUUUUUUUUUUUUAGGGCCACAUCUGCAGCAUAUGGAAAUUCCCAGAUUAGGGGUCAAAUCAGAGCUGUAGCCGCCGGCCUACGCCACAGCCACAGCCAUGUGGGAUCUGAGCCAAGUCUGCAACCUACACCUCAGCUCAUGGCAACACCAGAUCCUUAACCCACUGAGCAAGGCCAGGGAUCGAACCUGUGUCCUUAUGGAUACCAGUCGGGUUCGUUUCCACUGAGCCACGACGGGAACGCCAACAGUGAAACUCUUAAUAGGUGAAGGACCUAUGUGUGUGUUUCAAGUAUAGCAAGAAAAGAGGACUGGGGGCAGGGGCCAUCCAGGAUAAGGAUUAGGGAAAGGAGCAGAGGGGUGACAGCAGCUUUGAAGGAAAAAAAACAGCAAGUGGGAGUCCUAGCACCUUUAGGAAGAAAGAGAAAGGGGCACAGACAACGCCUGGGCUGGAGAGAUAGUGUGGGUGGUGGCUGCUAUGAAGGCAAAAUGACAGCAGGCUAGAGCUGUUGCUGAAAUGUGUGGGAAGGGAAAGAGGCCCACACCGGUCAGGCUGCACAAGUUCUGACGCAACCUGUAACUUUAAGCUCUCUGUGUGCCAGGUGACAAGCAGAAAGGGCUGUAGGCACUCCACCUCGUCAGGGUCCUCAGGGCCUGGGACCUAUACCAGGAAUUGGUUCCCUAACAGCCAGUUUCAGCCACAGCAUGUUGGGAAAAUGGCAAAGAUAGAGCAGGUGAUGGCAGCUGUGAAGAAAAGAGGAACGCAGACUGGAGGCCUGCAGUCUAGCAGCAUGAAGAGAAGACUGUGUAGGCUGUGGUCCCGAGGCCCGGGCCCUGUCCUCGGACCCUUAGGAUGGACCCAUCCAGCGCAGAUGGCCCUCUGUUAGGGGUGCAGGAAGGCCCACCUAGGGGCCUCCCACUGGUAUGCACCCAGACCAGCCUCCUCAUUCAGCCACUGGCCCGGCUUAUGCUAACGCCUGGUUCACUCACUCCUGGGCCCCUAACGUUUACUGCAGGCCUUUGUAAUUUGGACCUGCUCCUCCUGAUCACCAGGCUCCCCUCAGAUACCCACAGGGUGUCAUGCAGCUGCAGCCAGGGAUAAGCAAGCUGGCACAGAGGUGGGCCCGAGGGCAGCAGGGCUCAUUACUUCCACUUUGGGCAGAUUAGGCUGCUAAGACUUCUCCAAAAAGCUGCAAAGCUUCCCCACUGCAUUACCCAGUGGCUGUCGCGUUAUCCUUGCCUGUGCUGCCAGAAUGCAUGGCCCGAGCUCCUUGGUUCUUAACCCAGGCUGCCCUGAGUUAUUGUCUGUGUUGGGAACUCCCUGAGGGCCAAGUCCGUCUCACACCUCUCUGCAUCCUUUUUACUUUGAACCACAGUGACUUAUUUUUAAAUACAUUUUUCUUUCCUAUUUUGAAUUCCCUGAAGGUAAGGACUGUGUCUGACGCCUCUCUGUCCUCUGCACCUCGCAUGGGGCCUGGCAUAGAAUAGACAGCAGUAAAGGUGUGCUGAAUGAACAAAGGGGUCAAAGACCCUUGGCCUUCUGGAGCUGACUGAAAGGGCAGGCGAGUCCCCCCAUGGGAGGAGGGGUUGUGUCCCUCUGUGGCUGGCACGGCACUCUCAGCCUAUUGAAUGCUGGGUCCAAAUGAGUCUCCUCUGUGGGGACCUACAUCCAGGCCAGUCACACAGCACUUGCCGCAAGUGAGCUGCUCUCAGGCUUCAGCUUGCGUCCUGCCUGGCUGUCCCAGGAUCACAGCCCAAGCCUAAAGCCAAGCUUUGACUUGGGGCUUCUCACUGCACUGGAAUCCCCCUCUGUGGCAGAGUGGAUUCUCUGGGACUCAGGGAGAUACCAGGGCUCAGUGCGUUUGGGUGUGCUUUGGCUUUGUGAUGCCAAGUGCCAGAAAUGCUCUCUGUACUAUAAGAACCACCAUGACUCUUGGAAACAAGGAAGAUGAAUAAAUAGCUUAAUUCUGA
Molecule: messenger RNA, 5791 nt
Organism: Sus scrofa (pig)
Lineage: Eukaryota; Metazoa; Chordata; Mammalia; Artiodactyla; Suidae
Source: RefSeq, a predicted model, not a curated record